Messenger RNA from Wasmannia auropunctata (little fire ant), 1956 nucleotides. It is a transcript of the gene dx, whose product is annotated as protein deltex. Bases 1 to 1596 code for a protein of 531 amino acids. Gene Ontology annotation, cellular component: nucleoplasm. Gene Ontology annotation, biological process: protein ubiquitination; Notch signaling pathway. Lineage: Eukaryota; Metazoa; Arthropoda; Insecta; Hymenoptera; Formicidae. The record is from RefSeq and is a predicted model, not a curated record. The transcript has 6 exons. Gene Ontology annotation, molecular function: zinc ion binding; ubiquitin protein ligase activity.
AUGAGCGCCCAGGGGCAGGAGCACGGACACGCGGUGGUCGUGUGGGAGUGGGAGAACCGUCACGGACGGUGGAGGCCCUACAGUCCGGCCGUGUCGCAGCAUCUCGAGCGGGCCCAUUAUAAGAAGCUCACGCGAGUGUUCCUCAACGACGCGGAUCCCACCCUCGACAGGUAUUACAUCAAUUUGAAGACAAAAACACAAUGCAGCGACGACGGCGACGAGACGCACAAUGUGAGGAGAAAGUUUUAUCUGCCGGGUUCGCCGGCCGGCAAAGGUGCCAAGUGGGAAUGGGCAGGUGACUCGGACGAUUGGCAUACUUACGACAUGGAAGUGCAAUGUCUUAUAGAGGAAGCCUGGGCGAGAGGUGACAAAACCAUCGACGUUUCCAAGACUUACUUGGGUUUCCCUUACAUCAUCAACUUCUGCAAUCUGACGCAAGUGAGAUGUUGCACGGGCUACGUGAGGCCGAUAAGGCGUGUACAACAGGCGCCCUAUCCGCUGGUCAAAGUCGCGCUGGAGGAAUUGCAGGUCACUUCCGGGAGGAGAUCCGCGUCGGUUACGGUCAAGAGUUCCGCCGUCAAGGUAGCGCAUAAGAAAUCGUCGAACGGAAGUGCGAAGAAAAACAGCAAGAAAAGCAAAAGCGGGGAGACGAAUGGACCGACGAACAUCGCGCGCGUUAUUCUCAGUAAUUUCAACAUAUUCAGCAGCAAACACGGGAUCGAGAACAAUCCCGCGGCGACGAACGUGGAGUCCGGACAGAAGAGGAAGACCUGGGACACGGUGCUGGACGUCGAUUCCAGCAGCACCAAGAGCGGUCGCCGGCCGAGCGUGGACACCGUGUCCACGUAUCUGAGCCACGAGAACCCGAUAGAUUUGCUGGACAGCAGUAUGGGAAGCGACGACGCGUUCAAGGAUUCCAUUCUCGGGAUGGACGCUACAUCGGACGUGAUAUCCCAGUAUGUGAAGGUGGUGGAGAGCGACGGCUCCGAUUCGUGUCCGGUGUGCCUGGGCGCUCCGGAGCCAUUGACGGUCGAGCUGACGCGCUGCAGGCACAGACUGCACUUGGCGUGCUUGAACGCGAUGCUCAGCUGCCAGCAGCCACCCAUGUACAUACAGUGCCCAGUCUGCCGUAUGAUCUACGGCGAGAAGAGGGGCAAUCAGCCGCCGGGCAUGAUGAAUUGGACGCGGAUACCGCGGGCAUUGCCGGGCUUCCCGAACACCAAUACUAUACAAAUCACUUAUGACAUUCCAUCGGGAAUUCAGGGUAACGAACACCCGAAUCCGGGCCAGGCGUAUUACGCCGUGGGCUUCCCCCGGGUGUGCUACCUGCCGGACAACAAUCUCGGCCGCCGUGUACUGAGACUGCUGCAGAUCGCGUUCGAGCGCAGGCUGAUCUUCACGAUCGGCCGUUCGGUCACUACCGGUCGCGAGGACGUCGUCACGUGGAACGAGAUCCACCACAAGACCGAGCUCGGACCGUCCACGUCCGGCCACGGCUACCCCGACCAUAGUUACCUCGAAAGAACGCUCGCGGAACUGGCGGCGCAAGGUGUGACCGACGGGCAAUCGUCGCCGAUAUAUCAACAAUUGCAUUAAUUAAUUGCGAUUGAUCAACAUAUAAAUGAAGCAUUCGUGCAAGAAUGAGUUUGACCCACGAGAUAAUUUCGAGAAAGAGGAGAUUCGCCUGCUUGAAAUAUUCGUAAAGCUUCGGAAUCUCUCUUCACUAUCGAGCACAAUCUGUUUAGGGGAUUUUUAGUACGUUGUACCAGGUGGUGGCUUUACGCCUCCCAAACAUCUCAAGAUUAUAUGACGCUUUUUACAAACUAAAAUCUUUAAUUCAAUAUAAAUAUCAAAAAGAAUCGAGCCAAAGACGGUUAAUAACACUGGGUAUUUUAUAAUAAUAGAUUGAAUUGAAAACGUUGAGUUUAAUUUAUUGUAAUUAUAGAUUAAAUUUAA